This is a messenger RNA of Cimex lectularius (bed bug), 1374 nucleotides long. Its product is annotated as BTB/POZ domain-containing protein 6-like. Gene Ontology annotation, molecular function: protein binding. Gene Ontology annotation, cellular component: P-body; cytosol. NCBI's taxonomy places the organism in Eukaryota, Metazoa, Arthropoda, Insecta, Hemiptera, Cimicidae. Bases 70 to 1350 code for a protein of 426 amino acids. The transcript is spliced from 6 exons. Gene Ontology annotation, biological process: neurogenesis. The record is from RefSeq and is a predicted model, not a curated record.
AGAAGGAUUAACUAAAAACUGCACGGUUUUUUUUUUUUUGUUUUUUUUGAAAAGUUAAAAUCCGUUGAGAUGGAAGAUGGAAAUGUAAAUUUUCAGAACGAGGGCAAAUGUUUGGCAGAACUGUUAGGCUACGUGUUUAAAAAUUCGGUUUGGACGGAUUGCGUAUUCAAAGUCGGACCCGAAGGAGAAGAAAAGGAAUUUAAGGCACACAAAUUGAUCUUGUCUGUGUACAGCAAAGUUUUUGAGACUAUGUUCUCAGGCCGGUUUGGUGAAAACACUGAAGACAUCCAAGUGAUUGACGCACAGCCGGACGUUUUUGAAGCAAUGCUGACGUACAUUUACACAGAUGAGUUAGAGAUAAAAUCAAUCGAUCAGGCUUGUGAAAUUUUCUAUCUAGCCGAUAAAUACAUUAUUAUGAGACUCCAGGAACUGUGCAAAGCUUAUGUGUUUAAGAACGUGGCUCUGAACAAUGUGUGUAGAUGUUAUGAGUUCGCCAAACUGUUUGAUCUCUACGAGUUAUUGGAGAAAUGUAAAAAAAUUAUUUGCGAAGAAACGUCGUUGGUCCUCCAAUCACCCGGCUUUCUAGGGGCCCAGAUGUCCACUGUGAUGAUGAUUCUGGACGAGAAAACGUUAUAUACUACGGAGAUAGAGAUUUUUAACGCUGUGGAGCUUUGGACGAAGGAGGAAUUUAAAAGAAAGGGCAUAAAUGGUGAUGAGUACUCAGAAGAACGGCAAAUGAUUUAUGAUGUCAUAGUUCCAAAGAUUUGCUUCAAGAACCUGAAGGCCAGGCAAUUUGCCGAAGGACCUGGUUGCAGCCCUCUUUUGACUAAGGACCUAUCGCUCGCGAUCUUGCUCCAUCUGGCAUCACCCAUGUCCAACCCUCUCCCAACUGGGUUUUCCACAUGCCACAGGAACAGCAUGGAAAGAUCUUUUAAACUUUUUUGGCCAGUCUUCACAGUCAAAGAUGCAACACCAGUUGAUAUAAGUUUUGUGACGUUUUCCUGCAAUAGGGAUAUCAUGCUGGAUGGAGUCCUGAUUAAUUGCAAGUCACAAUACAGUUGCUAUGACGUGUUUAUAGAGAUUUGUUUAAAAGAUCACACUUCCGACAUUGAAAGCAAAUCUAUUUCCAGCAUGUAUUGUUAUGACUAUACCAUAAAAAAGAUUUCUUUUGCGAAAAGAAUAAAGGUUUGUAGUGGCAGAAAAUACACAAUCAGUGUGAACUUCAAGCAAUCGGUAUUUUGCAAGGCCAGAUAUUUGAACACAUUUGAGUUUGUUUUCGAAUCGUGCACAUUUGAUAUACUUGAAGCUUCUGAACCCCUUUUUAUGGAAGGGAUCUUUUUUACUCUUUGAAUUAUAAAAAAACACUUUGGAUAA